Messenger RNA from Carlito syrichta (Philippine tarsier), 2242 nucleotides. Its product is annotated as probable ATP-dependent RNA helicase DDX60. Gene Ontology annotation, biological process: defense response to virus. Gene Ontology annotation, cellular component: cytoplasm. The transcript has 17 exons. The record is from RefSeq and is a predicted model, not a curated record. Gene Ontology annotation, molecular function: double-stranded RNA binding; single-stranded RNA binding. Lineage: Eukaryota; Metazoa; Chordata; Mammalia; Primates; Tarsiidae.
AUGUCGAUAAGUGUUGUAAGUUCGUUCCUACAACCUCAAAGAUACAAUGAGAUGGAGAACCAUAAGCUGGUCACUGUUAAAAAUUAAGAUAUUAAUAUUGAAAGGUACGGAUUCCCGCCAGAUCUUGCCCUUUCACCUCGAGAAAGCAUCCAGCUUUACGACACCAUGUGUCAAGUUUGGAAAAGUUGGCCCCGGGCCCAGGAACUGUGCCCAGAGAACUUUACUCAUUUUCACAACAAAUUAGUCAUUAAAAAGUUGGAUGUCAGAAAAUAUGAAGAGAGCUUAAAGGCAGAAUUGGCAAGUUGGACUAAAAAUGGCAACAUAGAACAGGCCAAAAUGGUACUGAAGAAUCUUAGUCCUAAACCAGAUUUUAGUUCAGAAAAUAUGAUUCAAAUGUUCCCACUUCUCGUUGAAAAGCUAAGGAAAAUGGAGAAGUUGCCUGCACUGUUUUUUUUGUUCAAGUUAGGAGGUGUCGAAAGCGCAGCUCAAAGUGCGAGCAAUUUCCUGAAGAUGAAGCAGGAGCUAAAGAGGCCUCCCAAGGCUGAUAAAGAAGCCCAAGAGAUGGCGAACAAACUUCGAAAAGUUAAAAAAUCCAUGGAGAAACAAAAAAUAAUAGAUGAAAAAAGCCAGAAAAAAACCAGAAAUAUGGAUCAAAGCCUAAUCCGUGAAGCCGAGCAUGAUACUCUGCUGAAGAGUCUGGAGAAGAACUUGGCGAUCCCUCAGGACUGCACAUACGCAGAUCAAAAAGCAAUUGACACCGAGACUUUGCGGUUAGUGUUUGACCGAGUCAGAUUUGAAAGGAAAGGUGCGGAACUGAAAGCCCUGGCCCUAAGGGGUAUCGGAUACCAUCACAGUGCCAUGAGCGCCAAAGCAAAACAACUAGUUGAAAUUCUCUUCAGGAAAGGGUUUAUUCGGGUGGUGACAGCUACUGGAACACUUGCUUUAGGAAUCAAUAUGCCUUGUAAAUCUGUGGUUUUUGCUCAGAAUUCAGUCUAUCUGGAUGCUUUAAAUUACAGACAGAUGUCUGGUCGCGCUGGAAGACGAGGUCAAGACCUGAUGGGAGAUGUGUAUUUCUUUGAUAUCCCAUUGCCCAAAGUAGAAAAACUCAUAAAAUCCAACGUUCCUGAGCUGAGAGGACAGUUCCCCCUCAGCAUUACCCUGAUUCUGCGACUCAUGCUGCUGGCUUCUAAGGGAGACGACCCAGAGGACAGCGAGGCCAAGGUGCUAUCAGUGCUAAAGCAUUCAUUGCUGUCCUUCAAACAACCCACAGUAAUGGAGAUGUUAAAACUUUACUUCUUGUUUUCUCUGCAGCUGCUCGUGAAGGAGGGCUAUUUAGAUCAAGAAGGUAAUCCAAUGGGGUUUGCUGGACUUGUAUCCCAUUUGCAUUAUCACGAACCUUCUAAUUUUGUUUUUGUCAGUUUUCUUGUAAGAGGCCUUUUCCAUGAUCUCUGUCAGCCAACUAGGGAAGGCUCUAAACAUUUUUCUCAAGAUGUUAUGGAAAAGUUGGUGUUAGUAUUGGCACAUCUCUUCGGAAGAAGACAUCUUCUACCAAAGUUCCAAGAUGCUAAAUUCAAGUUUUAUCAGUCAAAGGUGUUCCUUGAUGAUCUCCCCAAGGAUUUCAAAAAUGCUUUAUUUGAGCAUAACAUGAAAACCACAAAGGACUUUGCCUCCUUCCUACUAAUCACUUCCAAAUUGGCAGAUAUGAAACAGGAAUACCAACUCCCAUUGUCAAAAAUCAAAUUCACAGGCUCAGAAUGUGAAGACUCCCAACUCGUGUCUCAUCUGAUGAGCUGCAAGGAAGGAAAAGAAGCCAUUUCGCCAUUUGUCUGUCUGUCUGGGAUCUCUAAUGGUGAUUUGCUUCAACCACAAACUCCAAGCCAUGUCUCCCUAUGCUCCAUCACUAUCGAUCGCACUCGGAUUCCUGUGCUAUUGUCAGAGAGCUUUGAUAACCGAGGAAGAAAAAUGCCUCUUAAUGCUUACGCACUUGAUUUCUACAAACAUGGCUCUUUGUUAGGGUUAGUCCAGGAUAACAGGAUGAAUGAGGGAGAGGCUUAUCAGUUGUUGAAAGAUUUUGGACUCACCAUUAAAGCUAUCAGUGUUUCCUUGCGUGAACUGUGUGAAAAUGAAGAUGACAAUGUUGUCUUAGCCUUCGAACAACUGAGUGAAACUUUUUGGGAAAAAUUCAAUAAAGUCUAAAAACAAAAUCUAUGCGAGCCACUCAAAAUACUGCCAUAGGAGUUUU